CACACAGAUCGAUCCGAGAUAGAGAGAGGAGCUGAGCUGAGGUAGGCCGCCAUGGGUUUCAUCAUGGAGUUCGCGGAGAACCUGAUCCUGCGCCUGAUGGAGAACCCGGAGCAGCGGGACGAGGCGCAGCGGGCGCACGUCUACCGGAUGAAGGAGCGCUGCGAGCGCACCAAGGCCGCCUGGGCGCUCCCGCUCCGCCCCUACGGCUUCUGGACCUUCGAGCGCUUCAACUCCCAGCUCGCCUCCGACCCCCAGAUCAGCCAGGCCGCCGGCCGCCGCGACCCCUACGACGACCUCAUCACCCGCCACACCAGCCCCAACCCGCCCUCUUCGUCCUGA
Messenger RNA from Lolium rigidum, 339 nucleotides. RefSeq lists its product as uncharacterized. NCBI's taxonomy places the organism in Eukaryota, Viridiplantae, Streptophyta, Magnoliopsida, Poales, Poaceae. Bases 52 to 339 code for a protein of 95 amino acids. The transcript has a single exon. The record is from RefSeq and is a predicted model, not a curated record.